Ictalurus furcatus (blue catfish) is the source of this 1365-nucleotide messenger RNA. It is a transcript of the gene mthfs, whose product is annotated as 5,10-methenyltetrahydrofolate synthetase (5-formyltetrahydrofolate cyclo-ligase). Gene Ontology annotation, molecular function: 5-formyltetrahydrofolate cyclo-ligase activity. The transcript is spliced from 3 exons. The record is from RefSeq and is a predicted model, not a curated record. Lineage: Eukaryota; Metazoa; Chordata; Actinopteri; Siluriformes; Ictaluridae. Gene Ontology annotation, biological process: folic acid-containing compound biosynthetic process; tetrahydrofolate interconversion. The coding region runs from base 191 to 790 and encodes 199 amino acids. Gene Ontology annotation, cellular component: mitochondrion.
CUUAUAAGUUCGUCUCGGCUCAUGCAGUUUGACAAGUCUGUACUCGCUAGUGUGUCGGUACGAGAAAGUGCACUUCAGUUAAUGAUUAACGACAUAGCAUUUUAAACCUUGACACUCUUUCUAAUCUGUUACUGAAGCCAUAACAGUGUAUUCAAAUCGACGGGUGUGUUACACGAGACAGUUGAGCGCUAUGGCGGCCCUGCGAGCAGCCAAACAGGCGCUCAGGAAAGAGAUAAAGAAGCGCGUGGCUGCUUUGAGUGACGAGGAGAAACUUCGCCAGUCCCAGGUCGUUUCACAGAAGCUGUUCAAACAUCACAACUACAGAAGCAGCCAUCGUGUCGCUGUGUUUCUGAGCAUGCACGAUGAAGUUCGCACCGAGGCCAUCCUUCAGCACAUGUUCAGCAGCGGCAAGGUCUGUUUCAUCCCCAGGUACCAGAGCGACAGCAACCACAUGGACAUGCUACAGCUGAACAGCAUGGAGGACUUGAACUUGCUGCCCAUCACCAGCUGGAAUAUCCGGCAGCCCGCUGACAAUGACACGCAGAGAGAGGAAGCUCUCGCUACAGGUGGCUUAGACCUGAUCCUGAUGCCUGGACUGGGCUUUGAUAAAAAUGGCAAUCGUUUAGGGCGAGGUAAAGGCUUCUACGACUUGUACCUUCAACGCUGUAUGAGACAUUCUAAAGGCAAACCCUACACCAUUGCACUAGCUUUUAAAGAGCAGCUGUGUGAGCAGAUUCCUGUCGACGACACCGACAUACUUAUUGAUGAAGUUCUCUAUGAGGAUGUUUGAGCAGGGGGAAAAAAGAUCCAUCUCAAAAUUCAUCAAUCCAUCCAUUUUUCUAUACCACUUAUCCUACAUUGGAGCAUAUCCCAGGGAACUUGGGGCACAACCCAGGGAGCAGGGUGCCAACCCAUCACAGGGGACAAUCGCACACGCAUUCACAAACCCAUUGACUCACUACAGACAAUUUGAAAAUGCCAAUCAGCCUACAACGCAUGUCUUUGGACUGGGGGAGGAAACUGGAGUACCUGGAGGAAACCCCCGAAGCACAGGGAGAACUUGCAAGCUCCUGGCACGCAGGGCGGAGGCAGAUUUCGAACCCCCAACCCCUGGAGGUGUGAGGCAGAUGUGCUAAUGUCAAAAUCAAAAGAGUUUACUCAAUAUGAUUCACAGAAAGUUAUAAAGUUCUAAAAAUAAGUGGGUGAAGAAAUUCCAGCUUUUUCCACCACUUAAGUCAAAUGAAAGUGAAACUCCUCUUGAUUAAGAUGGAAUUAUUAACUGAUGAAAUGUUUUAUAUGUUGUGAAGUGUAAAAAUCUACCUCUCAAUCUGAAUCUCAAUAAAAUAAACAAUCCCUUGCAUAAAA